UCUCAAUUUUCGCUGCUGUCCAAAACCCACAGGGCAAGCCGCAAACGCAUAAAGAAAACUGAACUUAAAAAGAAAAGCAAGAAAAACGGUAUUAAGUCGGGAAAGUCAAAGUGCAAAAAAAAACACUGAGAAAGUGCAAUUGAUAAUUUAUUCGGACUAACAACUUAAACAAAUAUUUAAUCGAAUCAAAACUUUUGGACAACAUUAACUUCAGCUGUUUUAUAAAAAAAACUAAAUAAAUUCAAUUUUUUGUAUUCUGCGAAGAGAGUUUCGAGAGAAUGAAAAAAAACCUACUUCUCUUUACUUUUCACAGUUAUUAGUAGGGAGAUUCUUUAAACUGAUGAACUAUAUAGAAAUUUAUUACGAAAUACUAAGAACAGGUUAGAAAGCGGACCCGCCGCAGGAAAACAAAAAAGAACAACAACAACCGGGCGACUCAAAAUAAGUCGCCUUUUCAAUCUACCUCCGAGCAUAAACAAAAUCAUCAUUCUAAAAAGCACAAUAAAUAAAUGAGUAAACAACAAAACAUAGAAGAAAUCACAAAUCAACAAUAAAUAACAAAACGGAACCACAACAUCGAGCGGCUGGAAAAAUAGCGCCAUCUAGCGUCGGCGAGUAAAAGCAGCAGCUGACAGACAGUUGCCUUUUUUGCCCGUCACAAGAUGGCGUGCCUUAACACCCUGAAGCAGGAAAUCAAAACUCUGGAGAAGAUCUUCCCGAAGAAUCACGAGCGCUUUCAGAUCCUUAAUUCCAGUGUCGAUGAGCUGCUCUGCCGGUUUAUCGACAAGAAUGGAAAGCGCUACGACAUCCAUGCCAACAUAACGGAAACGUAUCCCUCGUCGCCGCCAGUUUGGUUCGCCGAAAGUGAGGAGACAAGCGUCACAAAUGCUGUUCAAAUACUUAGCAAUACAAAUGGACGUGAUAAUCACGUGAUUAAUCAGGUGGGCAUUCUGCUGCGUGAGCUGUGCCGACUACACAACGUUCCACUGCCACCUGACAUCGAUAAUUUGGCCCUGCCGCUGCAAACGCCGCCGCCAUCCGCUUCUCCACUCCGCUGCGACCAGAGACCAGGAGGCGGUGGAGCGGGGGGCGGUGGAGGACCGCACGGCAACGAGGAGACCGACUCGGAUCAGGAAGAGAUCGAGGAUCCCAUCGGCGAGAGCGAACAGGAGAGCGAGGGAGACGAGGACUUGCCGCUGGAAAUGGAUGAUGUACGAAGUACAAACAAGAAGGACGACAUGGAAGUGGAACACCUAGCAACUUUAGAAAGACUGCGUCAAAGUCAAAGACAAGACUAUCUAAAAGGUUCUGUUUCGGGUUCCGUGCAGGCUACCGAUCGCUUAAUGAAGGAACUACGUGAUAUUUAUCGAUCGGACGCCUUCAAGAAGAACAUGUAUUCAAUUGAGCUUGUCAACGAGUCGAUUUACGAGUGGAACAUACGCCUCAAGUCUGUCGACCCGGACAGUCCGCUGCACAGUGAUCUGUUAAUGCUCAAGGAGAAGGAGGGCAAAGACAGCAUACUGCUCAACAUCCUUUUUAAGGAGACGUAUCCCUUCGAGCCGCCCUUCGUGCGCGUCGUCCAUCCGAUUAUCUCAGGCGGCUAUGUGCUCAUCGGCGGUGCCAUCUGCAUGGAAUUGCUGACAAAACAGGGCUGGAGCUCGGCCUACACUGUGGAGGCGGUUAUCAUGCAAAUAGCAGCCACCCUCGUCAAGGGAAAGGCGCGCAUCCAGUUCGGGGCCACCAAGGCACUGACCCAGGGCCAGUACAGUUUGGCACGAGCCCAGCAGAGCUUCAAGUCGCUGGUGCAGAUACACGAAAAGAAUGGCUGGUUUACACCACCCAAGGAGGAUGGCUAAGGCAGAAGAGUCCCCAGACGCACAUCCUUUCUAGAAUAACGCAAGCCACAACCAACACAGACCCAUCUGAACACCCACUCACCGUCAGCAUUACCUUAUCCAUAUCCGCCAAGCACACAUCCCGCUCUCACUGCCGGUUUGAUCUGAUAUAUCUGAUAUCUGACCUGAUCCGGCCUGGUCAGCACCAUUAUGGACGGAGCCCCCGAAUUCAAGUGGAAGGCCCACAUUGUUUGCACGCGGUUUGCAUCGUUGAUGAAAGUUGGAUGAAGCGUCCAUCAUGCGCAUAUGUUUAAUUGCACUCGUAAACCAAAAACCGACUCGUUAAACACACUUUUAUAUUCACGGUUUACUGUUUCGUUGCAAGAAAUUCAUAUGUAUAUGCCCCAUUCGGGUUCUUCUUUGUAGUGUGUAGUCUUUUAACCACAUCCCCCGGCCUGAAAUUGUGUAUCUUGUACAGUGUCUUGGGAGCUGAUUAUUGUGGUGCAAAAUAAGCAUAGAAAUCAGCACCCGAAAGUGUAAAAUGUAAAGGCAAUACCUGUUAUGUAUAUGAAUAUAAUUUGUAAUUUAAAAAUGUAAAUGUAGUGGCUUCAAAACCUUCCAAACAAUACCCACAACCCCCACACACACUCCACACACACACACACACACACCCAUACACACGCCUAUAUUGUAAAACUAGUUAAGACGCCUAAUUGUAUUCUUAUUUUAAUUUUACAAAUCCGUGGUAUCUUAUAUUUUUUCUCUUUACUGGUAAGCAAACAACAAAAGAAUCGGAAAGUUGGCAAGAGAGUUGACGCGAUGUCGAGCGGAAUAGAUAUAUAUAUAUACCUAUACAUACAUAUAAAUAUAAAUAUACUUAAAUAUAAAGAUAUAUAUUAAAACUAGCGCGAGAGUUUAGCUUAAGCAGAAUAAAACAGAUCGAUGCGUCGAAGAUGAGCAAAUUCUAAGUGUAAAUUCGUCUUUCCAAAUAAUCGUAAAAUAACGUAAAUCUAAAUCUACACAACAAAAAAAAAAUUAAAAAGAAAAGAGCUAAACUAUAAAGCUAAAUCGAAAAGUUGGAGAACGAAAACCGAAAAAUAUUAGCAAGUGUAAUAUGCAUUAAAAUAAAAACAAAAAGAAACCUACAAGACGAGUUAAGGGCAACAGUUUUGGUGUCCCCAUUAUCAUUGUUUUUUUUUAAUAUUCGUACAACGGCAGACAAAAUUUCAAUGUACAUUUCAAAACAGAAAUUGGCAAGCAAGACGAAAUGUUCAUUUUAAGUAUGUAUUUAAUAAAGAAGGAUAUAUACAUGCAUAA
Molecule: messenger RNA, 3152 nt
Organism: Drosophila rhopaloa
Lineage: Eukaryota; Metazoa; Arthropoda; Insecta; Diptera; Drosophilidae
Product: ubiquitin-conjugating enzyme E2 Q2
Exons: 9
Coding region: 663-1856 (397 amino acids)
Biological process (GO): protein polyubiquitination
Cellular component (GO): nucleus
Molecular function (GO): ubiquitin conjugating enzyme activity
Source: RefSeq, a predicted model, not a curated record